AUGACGCUCGACGUGCUCCAUUUCAUUGACAACAAGGGCGGAAAUGCGGAGGAGAUCCGCGAGUCGCAGCGGAAACGCGGUCUGUCCGUGGAGUUGGUGGACGAAGUGAUCCAAAUGUACGCGGACUGGGUAAAGAUGGACUUUGAGACAAACAACACCAACAAGCAGGUGAACGCGAUACAGAAGGAGAUCGCUGCCAAGAAAAAGGCAAAAGAAAACGCAGAUGAGCUCGUUGCGAAGAAGAAGGAACUGGAUGCACUUGUGGUAGCAAAGAAGGCGGAGGCGAAGGAGUUUGAACAGAAGAUGCGGCAAAAGGCUUCGACUGUGGGCAACAUCGUUGGACCCAAUGUCCCGGUCAGCGUGUCCGAGGACGACAACAAGACGGUCAAGACAUGGCAUCCCAAGGGUGAAGGUGUGCAGGUGGAGAAGAAGACAGACAUCAUGCCGCACCACGAAGUGCUACUCCGGCUGGAUGCUAUGGAUCUUGAGCGAGGCACGAAGAUCACAGGUCAUCGAGGUUAUUUUCUGACCAACGACGGCAUUGACCUGAACCAAGCCCUCAUCUCCUACGCGCUCGACUUCCUCCGCAGAAAGGGCUACAAGAAGAUCCAGCCGCCGUUCAUGAUGAACAAGGACAUGAUGGCCAAGACUGCGCAGCUGGACCAGUUCGACGAGGAGCUCUACAAGGUGAUCGCCGCCGAGGACGAGAAGUACCUGAUCGCGACGUCGGAGCAGCCCAUCUCCGCGUUCCACUCGGACGAGUGGUUCGACUCGCCGGAGACACAGCUGCCGAUCCGCUACGCGGGCUACUCGACGUGCUUCCGCAAGGAGGCCGGCUCUGCGGGGCGCGACAUGUGGGGCAUCUUCCGUGUGCACCAGUUCGAGAAGGUCGAGCAGUUCAUCCUCACGGAGCCUGACAAGAGCUGGCCGACGCUCGACGCCAUGAUCGCGAACUCGGAGGAGUUUUACCAGAGCUUGGGCAUCCCCUACCGUGUCGUGGCGAUCGUCUCCGGCGCGCUGAAUCUCGCGGCGGCGCAGAAGUACGAUCUGGAGGCGUGGUUCCCGUUCCAGGGCGCGUACAAGGAACUUGUCUCGUGCUCGAAUUGCACUGACUACCAGUCGCGUAAGCUGGAGGUACGCUGCGGUCUGAAGACCAAGGACCAGACCCGGAAAGUGUACGUACACAUGCUGAACGGCACACUCUGCGCAACCGAACGCGCACUCUGCUGUUUGGUGGAGAACUACCAGACGCCGGAGGGUGUCGUCGUUCCGGAGCCGCUCAGGCCGUACAUGCAAGGCCGCGACUUCCUACCAUGGGCGAAGGAGCUCCCCAAGAACCUGCAGCGGAAACAGGCAUAG
Rhodofomes roseus is the source of this 1359-nucleotide messenger RNA. Its product is annotated as serine-tRNA ligase. Bases 1 to 1359 code for a protein of 452 amino acids. Gene Ontology annotation, cellular component: cytosol. Gene Ontology annotation, biological process: seryl-tRNA aminoacylation. The record is from RefSeq and is a predicted model, not a curated record. NCBI's taxonomy places the organism in Eukaryota, Fungi, Basidiomycota, Agaricomycetes, Polyporales, Fomitopsidaceae. The transcript is spliced from 7 exons. Gene Ontology annotation, molecular function: tRNA binding; ATP binding; serine-tRNA ligase activity.